This is a messenger RNA of Scomber japonicus (chub mackerel), 1020 nucleotides long. RefSeq names its product potassium inwardly rectifying channel subfamily J member 15 (gene kcnj15). Gene Ontology annotation, molecular function: inward rectifier potassium channel activity. The transcript has a single exon. Gene Ontology annotation, cellular component: plasma membrane. The record is from RefSeq and is a predicted model, not a curated record. The coding region runs from base 1 to 1020 and encodes 339 amino acids. Lineage: Eukaryota; Metazoa; Chordata; Actinopteri; Scombriformes; Scombridae. Gene Ontology annotation, biological process: potassium ion import across plasma membrane; regulation of monoatomic ion transmembrane transport.
AUGGCCAUCAGGAAGUCAGUCCAGCGAAGGAUUGUGUCCAAAGACGGCCACAACAAUGUGCGGAUUGAUAACGUGGAAGGUAUGGUCAAGCUGUACCUGCACGACAUCUGGACCACUGUGGUGGACAUGAAAUGGCGCUAUAAGCUCACUCUGUUUGCCUCCACCUUUGUCAUGACUUGGUUCAUCUUUGGCGUCAUCUUUUACUUCAUUGGCAUGGGCAAUGGGGACCUUGAGAUUGGUCUGAACUCCAAUCACACGCCCUGUGUGAUGAACGUGGAAACGCUCACUGGGGCCUUCCUGUUCUCCCUGGAGUCACAGACCACCAUUGGCUAUGGUUUUCGUUAUAUCUCAGAGGAGUGUCCCCUGGCUAUCUUCACUCUGGUGGCUCAGCUCGUCAUCACCGGCCUGGCUGAGAUCUUUGUCACUGGCGCCUUUCUGGCCAAACUGGCUCGGCCCAAGAAGCGAGCAGAGACCAUCAAGUUCAGCCAGUCUGCGGUGGUCUGCUUGCACCAAGGCAAGUUGUGUCUGAUGGUGAGGGUGGCCAACAUGAGGAAGAGUCUUCUGAUCCAGUGUCAGCUCACAGGAAAGCUCCUUCACUCCAAUGUGACAGAGGAGGGUGAGAAGACUCAAAUCCACCAGAGCUCUGUUGAUUUCUCCAUGGACUCCAGUGGAGAAUGCCCCUUCCUCAUCCUCCCGCUCACCUUCUACCAUGUCCUGGAUGAGCACAGCCCGCUGGCAGGAUUGACUGCAGAAAACCUUCAGACUCGUGAGUUUGAGCUGCUGGUGACUCUCAAUGCCACAAUGGAGUCGACGGCGGCCACGUGCCAAAGUCGCACCUCCUACAUUCCUCAGGAGAUCCUCUGGGGUUAUGAGUUCAAGCCGGUGCUGUUCAGCACUACCAGCGGCCGUUAUGUGGCAGAUUUCAACUUCUUUGACAAGGUGCAAGUGAGCAACGAUGCAGCCUUCCUCAACGAAAGUGCAGAGAAGCUAAAACUGGAAAAUGAUUAUAAAAACAAGUAG